CAGGCCAUAGAGAAAGAAGACGCCAGUACCAGGGCGUAGGAAUAACAGGUCUGUUCUGUACAUUUCAGACUCGGUGAAAAACUGGGAACUUUUUGUCUUCUCUUUUGGAUCGAAUUCCAGAUCUUGUAUUCUGCUUUGCUUUGCCUCAUAAAACCGAUUGUUCUUGGCUUCGUGUAAUAUAAAAAUACUUUAAAAUUUAAAUUAGCAAGUAUUUUCUCUGAGUAGAAGUAUUUUUUCCCCAAACUUAAAAGAGUCGGUGACAAGAGUUGCAAUCACUACAGCGAUGGGGCUAAAAGCGCUGGUGUUAUUUAGUUUUUUUACACUAUUUAUGGCGCAUAGUGCCUGCUCUGAAGGACAUAAUGGAAGCAUCGCAAGAGGUUUCUCCCUGGUUGAUCUCAAAGCAACCUAUGAACCUAUAGACUUUACUUACUUAGAUGUUAACGGCGGGGAUGGAAGUGGAUCUGGAUUUGAAGAACCUGAAAAAGACAUCCACCCUCAUACCAGAUCCCACAAAAAGCUGUCGCAAGAGGCCACACGAUUUCUCACUGGACCUUUAAUGACGGUUUUUAUCCCUACUGUUUAUACACUGGUGUUCAUCAUCAGCUGUCCCCUGAAUGCCAUUGCAGUCAUCAUGUUCAUCUUGAAAAUUCGUCCGAAGAAGCCAGCAGUCAUAUACAUGCUGAAUCUGGCAGUUGCCGACUUGCUGUUUGUCCUUCUCCUUCCGUUUAAGAUUUCUUACCAUUUCAAUGGCAAUAACUGGGGAUACGGACCUACAAUGUGCCGCAUAGUAACUUCUGCCUUCUACUGCAACAUGUACUGCUCUAUUCUCCUUAUGAUGUGUAUAAGUGUGGACCGCUUACUGGCUGUGGUUUAUCCCAUGAAGUCUCUCACCUGGCGCAGCCAACAGAAUGCCCUGGUUGUGUCUUUAGCCAUGUGGCUCCUUGCCAUUGGUGGAGUCAUGCCCAUUCUCCUAUCUGAUCAGACUGCCGUUUUACCACAGCUGGGGAUUACCACUUGCCAUGAUGUGCUGGAAAUCGAAAAGUUUACAGGCUACUACCUAUACUUCUUUCCAAUUUUCUGCUCCAUUUUUUUCUUCAUCCCACUGAUUUUUAUCAUUGUUUGUUACAUCCGUAUCAUUCAGUGCCUCCGGUCUGCCAAUGUUGCCAACAGGAGCAAGAAGACAAGAGCAAUUUUCAUGGCUAUUACAGUCUUCGCUGUUUUUGUUAUUUGUUUCACGCCGACCAACAUCAUUUUGCUCAUUCACUACGUGCAGUUUGCCACCGGGUACAGUGAUAAGUCCUACAUGGCCUAUCUUCUCUCCAUGUGUAUUGGCAGUGUGAGCUGCUGUCUGGAUCCUAUGAUUUAUUAUUUUGGAUCUUCACAGUGCCAAAAGCAAGUGAUUAGUCUCCUACAGUGUAGGAGUAAUCAAGAGAUGACCAGCAAUACACAAUCUGAAAGUAGCAGUAAAAUGGAAACCUUCCAAUCCAGGCUUAAUAGCCAAUAUAAGAAGCUGACGGCUUAAACUGGUAUGUCUGCUUGGUGGUCGGUGUCAAGAAAGUUAGUAAGUUAGUAAGUAUGUUCUACCAGUAAUACAGGACAACAUUUUGAAGGACAAAGCUGGAUACACUCUUGUUUUUAAGCUAUAUUUCUAGAUUUUAUUUUUCUAUACUUAAAUCUGAUAUAAAUGUUUGCCUAAACAGUAUUAAUCUUCAAAUAGUUGGUGUUAUCCUGCUGAAUGUGUAGGCCAGUGAAUGUGUAGGACAAUCAACUCCUGUCCUGAAGUGAUAUAAUCUAAAGUGUUUGAUGGAUCUCUUCAAUUCUCUGACAUUUUCAGACCUGGAAAAGGAGAUAUGUGUGUCAGCAAACAAGUAAUGCAAUGACAUAAUUACAAAACCAGGUAGAAUGAAAUUCAAAAGAAGCUGUAGCCCUCAAGGAUUGGAGUACACAACUUCUAGUGUAGGCCUUUACUAUAAUUAUACUGUACAGUAUAUGUAAUGGUUAGCUGAUGAUUUAUAUUAACCAAGUAAAGAUACUGUAUAUAAUGUUGCUCAUUAACACAUUCAAAAGUAUACUUUUAACAGUGUUUUAAUCAAAGCAUUAUCAUUAUGUUUAUGUUUUUGUACUCUUCUAUGAAAUGUGUGUUAUUACAUGCCUAAAGUAAGAACCAGUUCCAAAUUUGUGUAAAGAUCAACUUCAUUUGAGGGCUUUAAUUAACAAUAUCUCAAGUAUUGUCUUCUUCCAGUGUCUAUCAAGAUUUUGGAAUAUCUGUCAAUAUGGAAUCACACUGUGAUAAAAACAAAUACCAGUGUGAUUUUAUAUAUACUGUGUAUAAAAUGUUUUUAUUGUUUACAACAUACUUUCUAAGGUUGGUAUCCCUCAGGCGGGCCUGAGACUAACCUACCUAUUCUUUGACACAUGUGAUUUUGGUUAAUGUUUCAAGAAGCGGUCAAAUAAUACUGAUUGUUAAAACCAUCUUCAUUUUGUAUUCAAGGGGCUGAUCAAGUUCCAGCAUUUAAAAUAGUGAUAUUGAUAUUGCAAUAUUGAUAAAAAUAUAUCAUGACCGAGUUAUUCCCAUACCUUUAUUCCCAUUUAAAUAUGGAUAAAGAUGAAUUUGUAUUAUGACCUUAAAAACUAGACUGUUAAUUUUGGAAAUAGGAUAUUUGUUAUCACAAGAUAUUUGUCUUGUGAACACUAGAUAAAACAAUCAAAUUUUGUUUUCAGCUACCAAAAUAUUUUUUGGGGUUGAUGUGUUCCAACAUGACCUGCUAGUUUCUUUUUCUUAACAUUUGUUGUAUUGUAAUACAAUUCUUUGUGCGGUAUUUUUAAAACCUGUUCUGUUACUUUUAAUCUUAUAUUUAAUACACAGAUUUUUCAUGUACUGUAUAUCCUUACAAUAUUUCAAUUGUAAAUUUCCUUGAGCAGUUGUAUGGUAACAUACUGUAUCUACAGUAUACUUCUCUCAAGCCAAAUCUUUGUAUUCUUAUAAACUGAUUGUUUUUAGUGUAUGAUGUGGUCUUAAUAAAAACGACAUAUUUAAUUGUG
This is a messenger RNA of Lepisosteus oculatus (spotted gar), 3042 nucleotides long. It is a transcript of the gene f2r, whose product is annotated as coagulation factor II (thrombin) receptor. NCBI's taxonomy places the organism in Eukaryota, Metazoa, Chordata, Actinopteri, Semionotiformes, Lepisosteidae. Gene Ontology annotation, cellular component: plasma membrane. The record is from RefSeq and is a predicted model, not a curated record. Gene Ontology annotation, molecular function: thrombin-activated receptor activity. Gene Ontology annotation, biological process: positive regulation of blood coagulation; blood coagulation; thrombin-activated receptor signaling pathway.